This is a messenger RNA of Trematomus bernacchii (emerald rockcod), 2490 nucleotides long. RefSeq names its product wingless-type MMTV integration site family, member 5b (gene wnt5b). Gene Ontology annotation, cellular component: extracellular region. Gene Ontology annotation, biological process: multicellular organism development; canonical Wnt signaling pathway; neuron differentiation. Gene Ontology annotation, molecular function: frizzled binding; cytokine activity. NCBI's taxonomy places the organism in Eukaryota, Metazoa, Chordata, Actinopteri, Perciformes, Nototheniidae. The record is from RefSeq and is a predicted model, not a curated record. The transcript has 6 exons. Bases 47 to 1222 code for a protein of 391 amino acids.
CCACACGCUGUCCCGAGCAGGACGGACCCCUCCUGACUGUCUGCCCAUGUCUCAACAGCAGAACUCUUUCCCCCGCAGCGGCUGUGUGGCGGUGACGCGGCGGACCAUGGACACCAGGCCGGUCCCGAGGAGGCGCACCGGCGCCCUGCGGCAUCUGCUUCUGGCAGCCGCCUUCCUGGCGUGCAGCUCCCAACUGCUUGUGGUGGAUGCCAACUCAUGGUGGUCACUAGCUCUGACCCCCAUCCAGCGGCCCGAGAUGUACAUCAUCGGAGCGCAGCCUCUGUGCAGCCAGCUGUCCGGUCUCUCCCAGGGCCAGAGGAAGCUGUGCCAGCUGUACCAGGACCACAUGGUCCACAUCGGAGACGGAGCCAAGACCGGCAUCAAGGAGUGCCAGUUCCAGUUCAGACAGAGGAGGUGGAACUGCAGCACGGUGGACAACACGUCGGUGUUCGGACGCGUCAUGCAGAUCGGCUCCAGGGAGACGGCCUUCACGUACGCCAUCAGUGCGGCGGGCGUGGUGAACGCGGUCAGCCGGGCGUGCCGGGAGGGCGAGCUCUCCACCUGUGGCUGCAGCCGCUCGGCCCGCCCCCGCGACCUGCCGCGUGAUUGGCUCUGGGGAGGCUGCGGCGACAACGUGCAUUAUGGGUACCGAUUCGCCCGGGAGUUCGUGGACGCCAGGGAGCGAGAGAAGAACUACCCUCGGGGGUCCCUGGAGCACGCCCGCACCCUGAUGAACCUGCAGAACAACGAGGCAGGCAGACAGGCGGCCUAUAACCUUGCCAACGUGGCCUGUAAGUGCCACGGGGUCUCGGGGUCCUGCAGUCUGAAGACCUGCUGGCUCCAGCUGGCCGACUUCAGGAGUGUGGGCGAGUUCCUGAAGGAGAAGUAUGACAGCGCGGCGGCCAUGCGCAUUGGACGCAAGGGCAAGCUGGAGCUGGUAGAGAAGCGCUUCAACCCCCCCGGCCCGGAGGAUCUGGUCUACACGGACCCCAGCCCGGACUACUGCCUCCGCAACGAGACCACGGGGUCCCUGGGCACGCAGGGCCGCCUCUGCAACAAGACCUCGGAGGGCAUGGACGGCUGCGAACUCAUGUGCUGCGGCCGAGGGUACGACCAGUUCAAGAUCUACAAGCACGAGCGCUGCCACUGCAAGUUCCACUGGUGCUGCUACGUCAAGUGCAAGCGCUGCUCCACCCUCGUAGACCAGUUUGUGUGUAAAUAGCACACAAGCGGAUGGGGGGGGGGGGGGGGGGGAAAGGAAGUCUGAAUGUUCAGGGUUUUGUUCAGGAUAAGUUAAGACUUAAGAUCCAUUUUUUUGACCCUGCUCUAUUUAUGUCACCUGCUGUGUUACAUCUAGAGGAAAGCCAGCUGUGUGUCUGAGUAGCACAAUGAUGCAUAGAUACAGUGGAUGGGUAAAGAUGGAGAGGUGGACAAAAGGAGGAAACAACUUUUGAUUUGAUCAACUGAGAUUCCCCCUGCAUAAUAUCCUGAUCACAACCCGGAAGGAAGGAGGAAAGAAAAGAAGGACUAAAUGGAUGAAGGAUAUAAAGGACAAAUGGACACCUAUGACCAGUGUGAUAAAAGAUGAAAUAAAUAUAUUAAUAAAUAAUAAAUGAAUAUACAACUCUGAUUGUUAUUUAAAGAGACUCAAACAGACUGCAGGCACACUUUGGAGCCAUACAACUCACUGGUUCAUCAAAGUCCUCUUGGAGUUUGAAGCCAUGUGAGGGCUGAGCAGUGUCCCUGUGUCUUUCUUGGAACUUGAACCCUGCAAGAGAACUUCCUGCAGACGUGAGGUGUGCUGAUGUGUGGGAAACGUGCUCACAGAGGACACCCGAAAUGUCCAGACUGACACGAAAGGAGGGCAUAGAGGGGAAAGGGAAAAGGUUCAAGUACAAUGAGAAGGACUUUAUGAUGAUUUGUCAACAAAACACUUAAUCCUCCAGGAGACACAUGUUGGAGCAGAUCUCCAGCAGCUGUGACCUGGCCGUGUGUCUGCGCAGGUGAUGAGGCUCGCUGGUUGCAGCCAUCUUGGCUCCACGAACAUUUAAACAACGGCGUCCUUCAUCUGACAGUGAAUAGAGCGAGGCCUCCAUCAGUGAGAUGAAUGCUCUCUCUGCCUUAAUGAACCGCACUAAGAGACACUGCCAGUGGACCUGUUCAUCUCAUGUUGUUAUGCAACUUGUCAACAAAAAGCCCUGUGGGGUCGACUAACAUUUUAUAAUUCUGUAUUACCAUGAAUUUUGCAAGAAUAUUUUAAGUGUAUAAUCUAAUCCAAUCAAUAGCAACCAUGAAGAUGACAGGGUGGACUGAAGAGGACUGAACAUGCUGUGGGAAAUGAAUGUGUGAACGUGGACAAACAGAAAGACUGCAAUUUAUUACUACUUUUAAACAAGUAGUCGAUCAGAGAAGAAGGUAUAUUUUAUUAUUGUGUUUCAUUUUCUGUUUUCUAUGUUUUAUACCUGAGUAUUAUUGUGUAUUCUUUUGAUA